AUGUUGGCCUUGAUACUUUUAUCCGGAUUCCAUAUAGCUCAGUCCCAGAGAUUGCAUAAGCUUGUUGCAGAUAAGCUAGUAGGUCAAUGUCCCGCCGAAUGCCAGGAAGAUCUAAAUGCCAAAGAGAAUACCGCAAGUAGCGACAAAGACGACGUUGUAUGCCCAGGUGCAAUGUUAACUCCAGCAUUCAAAGAUUGUAUGGCAGCUGCACUUUCCACAGCAGUAGCAAGCCUGAAUCAAUACAAGUUAAGGCCGAUCAUGUUGUAUUGCUCACCUAAUUGGAUCGACGGUGAGCCAACACUGGAACCAUUUACAGAGAUGUACCUUAGCAUGGAAAGGUUGGCUACCGAGACAAGCCAAAAGUUUCACAAUCUUCAUCUCAACCUAAGCGAAGACGCCAAAACAUUGCAUUCUCUCCUCAACCAGCCCACAAUAAGCAAAGAGCAAGUUAUAUUAGGGCUCAAAGAGCUAAAGCUCGUCAAGAUUAUAGAAAGCGAUGGCGAGUUGCAAGGUGCCAAAAUUAAGCCGGGUGAUUUGAAUGUUAUGUUCGUUAAAGAUGCCAAUAUAACCGCAUGCGGCGAGAUGCUAAAGGAUACAUACAAGCAAGUUGUGACGUACAAAAGCCAAAGGAGCAUUGAUCAAUUAAAUGCCAGUGGUCCACCAAGAGAGGUCAUGCUUUCUCUAUGUACAAUGAACAAGAUGGCGCAGUUCUUCUACGAGUUUUACACGUUCCAAAUACUCGUGGCCAAUACUUGGAGCACAGUUUAUAAGCACGAUUCUAGACCACAGUUUAGUCCUGAACUGAUUGAGCUGAUCCAGGAAUUCUUUAUGCUUAAUCCACUCUUCUGCUUGAGUAGUAGGAACCUCAAAAAAGGUAUCAAGAUAAUUGACAAGCUUACUUCACCAACUGGCCUUCCUUUAUUCUACAAUGACUGGCACAGUAUAUAUACCGAGAGAUUCAAGAAGGCCUUAUUGGGCCUUAUGGGGCUAAAGAAUUCAAAAGUACCUAUGACCAAGCACGACGAGGAGCAGGUCUUAAGGACAAUCAAAGAAUUGCUUGAGAUUCUUAUAGUCCUGGCUAAUAUGGCCCAGGAGGCCUCUUCCAACUUACUUACGUUUUACAACGAAGUCAAAGAGCACUUAAUGAUCGUAUGGAAAGUCCCGACGGUUUCUUUGAUUAAAUGCCUCAAGGCCGGACAGGCUCGAGGCAUGUAUGGGUUUGUCGACUUUGAAAUGCAAGAGACCUUUAAGCUCGAGGGCUAA
Messenger RNA from Nematocida homosporus, 1263 nucleotides. RefSeq lists its product as uncharacterized. NCBI's taxonomy places the organism in Eukaryota, Fungi, Microsporidia. Bases 1 to 1263 code for a protein of 420 amino acids. The transcript has a single exon. The record is from RefSeq and is a predicted model, not a curated record.